Messenger RNA from Platichthys flesus (European flounder), 2792 nucleotides. RefSeq names its product beta-carotene oxygenase 1 (gene bco1). The record is from RefSeq and is a predicted model, not a curated record. Gene Ontology annotation, molecular function: carotenoid dioxygenase activity; beta-carotene 15,15'-dioxygenase activity. Gene Ontology annotation, biological process: retinal metabolic process; carotene catabolic process. Lineage: Eukaryota; Metazoa; Chordata; Actinopteri; Pleuronectiformes; Pleuronectidae. The coding region runs from base 877 to 2442 and encodes 521 amino acids. The transcript is spliced from 11 exons.
CAGGAAGGGGGCAAAUACUUUUUCACAGCACUGUAUAUAUGCAAGGAUUUCUCCUCCUUUGGAAAUAACGAAGUUUGUUGUUUAUUUGCAGAGCCUCGCUGCUGAUUCAAACAUCACACCCAGAGAAGCGAAAUAUAGCCCAGAAUGCAUUGUUUUCAACAAUUUUGGUAGUAAACAGUAUGUAGCAGUCACAAUUUGGAUGCCUUUUUUCAGCCAUUUGAAACCGUGUGUGUUCAUGUGUAUUCUUUAUUUAUUUUAUAUAUGUGUGUACUUGUACUUACACUGUGAAGACCACAAGGAAGUUAUGGACCAUAUGGACAUUAUGAGAAAGUAGGGAUGUUGGGGAUUUUAUGGAAAAGUGAGGACAUUUUGGCCGGUCCAAGUGUGAAACGUCAGGGUGAGGAUUGGAUUUAGAUCACGGUAGGCACUUAGGUGCUUUGAUGGUAAGCGACUAUGGCUUGCAUUAUGCCAAUGAGUGUCCAGCGUUGAAUAUGUGUUUGUGUGUGUGUUGUAUUGCACAUUGCACAUUAUGCAAUGUACAAUACAAGUUUCACAGAAUCCAAAGGGGCAGUAACAGGUGAGCACUUCAACUAAAUCUGCAAUUUAUCUAAGGACAAAAUGGGCAAAAUCGCAUGUUUCUCAUGGGUCAGUGCGGGACUGUUCGGGGUAAAGCUUUCUCCAGGGAACUUGUUUCGCCGAACUGGUCCCUGGGCGAUUGCAAUGAAAUCAUCUCGGGGCCAGCGUGAAGAUAAGAUAAUCCGCCAUUUGUCACCUCCCCAACGGAGACAGCAGCUUUAAAGGGAGUGUCUCUGCGCUUGUUUGAGUACAGUUCCUCUCAGACACCUCCAAGAGCCCGUCGUCUCUCUGUGCGCAAACAUGUACCCAGACUUUUCCAAGAACGCAGUGGAGAAGCCGGAGCCUACUAAGGCAGAAGUAAAAGGGAGCAUCCCCGAUUGGUUGCAAGGCACCCUGCUCCGCAAUGGCCCCGGCAUCUUUUCUGUGGGGGACACCAGUUACGACCACUGGUUUGAUGGGAUGGCCAUCAUGCACAGCUUCGCCAUUAAAGAUGGUGAAGUGACCCACAGAAGCAGAUUCCUCAGAGGGGACACAUACAAAGCAAACAUGGCUGAAAACAGGAUAGUUGUGUCUGAAAUGGGGACAAUGGCCUAUCCGGACCCCCGCAAGAACUUCAUCUUCAAGGCAGUCACCUUCCUCAACCACACGGUGCCCGACUUCACCGACAACGGUGCGAGCAAUUUCAUCAAAUACGGAAACGACUACUAUGCCACCUCUGAAACCAACUACAUCCUCAAGAUUGAUCCUGUGACCCUGGAGACUCAGGAAAAGGUGGACUACAUGAAGUACCUGCCUGUAAACCUGGCUUGCUCCCAUCCGCACUACGACAAGGAGGGCAACGCUUACAACAUUGGAACUUCAAUAGCAGAGAAGGGCAAGACGAAAUACACUCUGUUCAAAGUCCCUGCUGCCUCAGAGAAAGACAAGGACAAGAAUGCCCCCGCGCUGAAGAACGUGGAAGUGGUCUGCACAGUGCCCUGCCGCUCCCUGCUUACACCGAGCUACUACCACAGCUUCGGCAUGACGGACAAUUACUUCAUCUUCAUCGAGCAGCCGUUCAAACUGGACAUCCUCAAGAUGGCCACGGCGUACAUGAGGGGAGUCAGCUGGGCAAGCUGUCUGAAGUUCUGCCCUGAGGAAAAUACUCUGAUCCACCUGAUAGACAGAAAGACCCGCAAAGUGGUUGAGACGAAGUACUCCACUGGAGCAAUGGUCGUCUACCAUCACGUGAACGCUUUCGAGGAAGACGGCCACGUGGUCUUCGAUGUCAUUGCCUACGAUGAUACCAGCCUUUAUGAAAUGUUCUACCUGAGCAAGCUGAAGGAAAACGCUGGCCAUGACGAGAGUUACUCCAAACCAACCUACAGGAGAUUUGUACUUCCCAUCCAUUCCAACAAGGGCAUUGCAGUUGGAGAGGACCUGGUACGGCUCAAAAACACAACAGCCACCGCUGUGAAGGAGAAAGAGGGCAAACUGAUAUGCCAGCCAGAGGUGUUCUGUGAAGGUUUGGAAUUACCCAGAAUCAACUACAACGUCAACGGACAGAGACAACGUUUUGUCUACGGCAACUGUGUGAAGGAAUCUGCACUGGCAAAAGAGAUCUCCAAGUUUGACACAGAAACCAAGGAAAUGGUUUAUUGGACUCAGGAGAACUGCUGGCCCUCAGAGCCCGUUUUCAUCCCCAAACCAGCCGGAGAGGCAGAGGAUGAUGGUGUUGUCUUAUCAACAGUUAUCAACUCCAACCCAGGCCAGUCGGAUUUCAUCCUGAUUCUCGACGGCAGCACAUUCAAGGAAGUCGCUCGUGCAAACUUGAGCACGGCGCUCCACAAGGACAUGCAUGGAUUCUUUAUCCCGCAGGGCAAUUAAUUAAUCAUUAGGAUAUGUAAAAAAGAGAAAAAAUAAAUGACUUUAGAGAACUUUCCACCAAACCAAAAGUGCUUACAAAUAGGAAUGCACAGGGAAGGAAUGUAUUUGAACAUUGAAAACAUUGGGUUUUAGACCAAGGCGGGAUGAGGUUCCACUAACAGUAGUUUCAUGGACCGCCUCCUCACUGUCAAAUUGAACAUACUGUAUCACAACAAAAUAAUUUAUUCCUACUUUUAGUGCAUGUUCAUUGAUUUUGUGUGGAUCGAUUGAUAACAUGUAUAUAUCAUUGUGUAUUAUAUAACCUGCAUUAUUCUAUUGUACUGCUACACUUUCAGUGUACAAAAACAAAA